CACACAUUCACUCAAACAAACACUAAAAACCACAGAGUAUAUCAACUCAAGAUCUACAAAAAUGAGAACGAAUCUUCUUUUCUUGUUCAUCUCUCUCUUAAUCUUGAAAUCUGAAUCCCUAAACUGCAAUGAAAAUAAUCCACAAGGCCAUCCCUCAGAUCUAAGAGUGUUCCACGUUAACAGUCCUUGCUCUCCAUUCAAACAACCAAACACUGUCUCAUGGGAAAGCACACUUCUUAAAGACAAGGCUCGUCUCCAGUACUUGUCCAGCCUUGCCAAGAAACCUUCGGUCCCAAUCGCCUCGGGACGCGCCAUCGUUCAGAGCCCGACUUACAUCGUGAGGGCUAACAUUGGGACACCGGCUCAGCCCAUGCUCGUGGCUCUUGACACUAGCAACGACGCUGCUUGGGUUCCUUGUUCUGGCUGUGUUGGAUGUGCUUCCUCUGUUCUCUUUGACCCUUCCAAGUCUAGCUCUUCUCGCAAUCUUCAAUGCGAUGCUCCUCAGUGUAAACAGGCUCCAAAUCCAACGUGCACCGCAGGCAAAUCAUGUGGUUUCAACAUGACCUACGGUGGUUCAACCAUCGAAGCAUCUCUGACGCAAGACACACUAACAUUAGCCAAUGACGUCAUCAAAAGCUACACCUUUGGGUGCAUUAGCAAGGCCACUGGAACAUCGUUGCCAGCGCAAGGGCUCAUGGGCUUAGGUCGUGGUCCAUUGUCUUUAAUCUCGCAGACACAAAACCUUUAUAUGUCCACAUUCUCGUAUUGCUUGCCUAAUAGUAAGUCAAGCAAUUUCUCCGGAUCGCUAAGACUGGGACCUAAGUAUCAACCAGUUCGGAUCAAGACCACCCCAUUGUUAAAGAACCCAAGGAGAUCAUCGCUUUACUAUGUUAACUUGGUUGGGAUUCGUGUCGGGAACAAAAUUGUGGAUAUCCCUACAAGUGCACUUGCCUUUGAUGCUUCCACCGGAGCCGGCACCAUCUUUGACUCCGGAACGGUGUUCACGAGGCUAGUGGAACCAGCUUACGUGGCGGUGAGAAACGAGUUCAGGCGACGUAUCAAGAACGCAAACGCAACAUCACUCGGAGGUUUCGACACUUGCUACUCCGGCUCCGUCGUGUACCCGUCGGUGACGUUUAUGUUCGCCGGAAUGAACGUGACACUGCCUCCGGACAACCUUCUCAUCCACAGCUCCUCCGGUAGCACAAGCUGUCUGGCCAUGGCCGCAGCUCCGAACAACGUAAACUCAGUCCUUAACGUCAUCGCUAGUAUGCAGCAACAGAACCACCGUGUCCUCAUCGACCUUCCCAAUUCCAGGCUCGGCAUUUCCCGUGAAACUUGCACCUAACUUAUACAUCUUUGUGCCAUUGUGUGUGUGUGUGUUUUUUGGGUCGAUUUCGUAUUAUCCCUAUGGUGUUUUAAGCUCUGGACUAUGGAAGCACUAUAAAUUAAUGAUUUUUGUUUUUGAUUGUCAAGUCAAUCUUUCGUAAGUUUUUUUUUUAUCUUUGCUAUUAAUCUUUUCAAACAUAACCGAUUAAUAGAGAAGAAUAAACAUGUGGACC
Messenger RNA from Eutrema salsugineum, 1562 nucleotides. RefSeq names its product aspartyl protease AED3. Bases 62 to 1348 code for a protein of 428 amino acids. The record is from RefSeq and is a predicted model, not a curated record. Gene Ontology annotation, molecular function: aspartic-type endopeptidase activity. Lineage: Eukaryota; Viridiplantae; Streptophyta; Magnoliopsida; Brassicales; Brassicaceae. Gene Ontology annotation, biological process: proteolysis. The transcript has 3 exons.